Jaculus jaculus (lesser Egyptian jerboa) is the source of this 1644-nucleotide messenger RNA. RefSeq names its product carboxypeptidase N subunit 2 (gene Cpn2). NCBI's taxonomy places the organism in Eukaryota, Metazoa, Chordata, Mammalia, Rodentia, Dipodidae. The record is from RefSeq and is a predicted model, not a curated record. Gene Ontology annotation, molecular function: protein binding. Bases 1 to 1644 code for a protein of 547 amino acids. Gene Ontology annotation, cellular component: plasma membrane. The transcript has a single exon.
AUGCUCCCAAGAGGCUGGCUGUGCUGGGCCUCCCUGCUGCUCCUAGCCAGACACACCCAGGCCUGCCCUGUGGGCUGCGACUGCUUCAGCCGGGAAGUGUUCUGCUCAGAUAAACACCUGGCCACCAUCCCACCGGACAUCCCUCCGCACGCCACAGACAUUGUCUUUGUGGAGACCUCCUUUACCACAGUGGGGACCAGGGCUUUCAGCGGCAACCCCAACCUGACCAAGGUAGUCUUCCUCAACACCCAUGUCCGUCACUUGGAACCUGAUGCCUUUGGGGGGCUGCCCAGGUUGGGGGACCUGGAGGUCACCGGCAGCCCUCUUUCUAACCUCAGUGCCAACAUCUUCUCCAACCUGACCUCACUGGACAAGUUCACACUAGACUUCAACAAGCUGAAGGCUCUGCCUGAGGACCUCUUUUACCACAUGGAUGCCCUGCAGUCCCUCCACCUGCAGGGGAACCAGCUCCAAACCGUGCCUGGGAGAAUCUUCCAGUCUCUGGGGCAUCUCAGGACUCUUAACCUGGCUCAGAACCUCCUGGAGCAGCUCCCUGAGGGGCUGUUCCACCCACUCACCAGACUUCAGACCCUGAAGCUUAGUAACAACAUGCUGACCAGCCUCCCUGACGGUGUGUUUAGCCGCCUGGGCAGCCUGCAAGAGCUCUACCUGGACAGCAAUGUCAUCUCAGAGCUGUCCCCACGCGUGUUCUCAGAGCUCUUCUGUCUGGAGAAGCUGUGGCUCCAGCGCAAUGCCAUUGGCCACCUGCCACUCUCUGUCUUCUCCUCCCUGAACCAUCUGACCUUCCUGAACCUUCAGGGCAACGUGAUGUCCAUGUUGCCUGCUGGGCUCUUCACCCACACCCCAGGCCUAUACGGCCUCUCCCUGUCCCACAACCGGCUGGAGAGCCUUGCCGAGGGUGCCUUUGCCAACCUGUCCAGCCUCAGUUCCCUUACUCUCUCACACAAUGCCAUCAGCCACCUUCCUGAAGGUAUCUUCAGGGACCUCGAGGCAUUGGUCCAACUCUACCUGGGCAGCAAUAACCUGACAUCCUUGCAUCCCAACCUCUUCCAGAACCUGUCAAGGCUUGAGCUGCUCAGCCUGUCCAGGAAUCAGCUGACCACACUCCCAGGGGGCAUUUUUGACACCAACUACAACCUCUUCAACCUGGCUCUGUAUGGCAACCCCUGGCAGUGUGACUGUCACCUGUCCUACCUCAUUAAUUGGCUGCACCUGUACAGUGAACAGCUCUUCAACAUCCACGCCUACUGCGAGGGCCCUGCCUACCUCAAGGGCCAAGUCGUGCCCACCUUAAAGAAGGAGCAGUUGGUGUGCCCUGCCACCAGGGACUGCUUGGGCUUCCAUGCCCUGGGGCCAGAUGACAGGGAUCUUGGAGGCAGCUGGGAACUGGAGGUUAAGGGGAAAGCAGCCCCCCGCCGGUGCAUCUACAGUAACCCCGAGAACACCGUGGUACUUGCCUGCUACGAGGCUCAGUGUAAUCGGCUGAACAUCAAGCUCUCUCCCAGGCAAAGCUCAGGUUCCCCAGCAAUGGUGCACAAAGCCAGCCAGGAGUGGGACUUGAGGUCAAGCUGUGGUUCCGUGAGGGUAACUGUGUCUAUUGAGGCUCUGGCUGGAGGGCCCUAG